Brenthis ino (lesser marbled fritillary) is the source of this 660-nucleotide messenger RNA. NCBI's taxonomy places the organism in Eukaryota, Metazoa, Arthropoda, Insecta, Lepidoptera, Nymphalidae. The record is from the annotation of a GenBank genome assembly.
AUGCUAAUUACAUUUAUUAUAACAAGUAUUCUAACACCAAUAUAUGCCUCAAAUCAAGUUAAAGUUGAAGAUUUAUUUAGAACUCUAUCAAAAACAAAUCAAUUUGAUAAUAUUCCGAAACCCCCAAAUAUCAUAAUAAAAAACCUUUCUAUUAAUUUAGACAAAUUAAACUAUUCCACAAUUGUAUCGAAAAUUAAAGGACUUAGCUUCAAUAUCACAGCUGAGGAUGAUGUAAAAGAUACAAGAAGGCUGGCAUGGAUAGGGUCCAGGUCACAAUGGAGGCAAGGCUCUAAACUUCUAGUUCAAAACAAGUUAUAUGACUUAAUGCUCCAACUUAUAUAUAUGGCGCGCCAUAAAAUAAAGCAAGUGGAGAACGAGGCUUACUAUAAUCCAGCGGACACUUCAUACCGUAUAGCUUUUCUCUACCGACGCUUAAGACGUAUAUGGAAGAAAAUGCUAGAUAUAUAUACGACGAUGAUCAAAAAAGAAAAUGCAGGUGGAGUGUUCUUGACAGUUAACCCAUUUUUAAUCUUACAUCACAAGGCGGUGAAGUUACACGUUGACUUCGUCUAUCUUUGGUGGGUACUAGUGAAGUUGCAUGAGAGAUAUGACUAUCGACAUGGAAUAUUUAUUUCUGCACCGCCAAAUGUUAAUAAAAAU